GAUCUCUGGAAUGUUCUGCCAUGAAGACCCGGAUGCAGGGCUUCAAACGGGCCCGGCGGAGGGAUCAGCGCGGCCGCCGCGCACUGCGGCUCCGCAGCCGGAACUCGCCCGCCUUGGGGAGGGGCUGCUGCUCCGGCAGCAGCGAAGGCCCGGCCCGGAUUACAACGGCCGGAACGGAGUGGGACCGGGACCUCAGCCUGCCCCGCGCCCCCGUCCUCGGCCUCAGCAUCCCCACCGGCCACGAGACACCUCUCCCGGGUGGACGGACGGCGCCUCGGAGGAGCGAGCGCGUCCUGCGGGCAAAGACCGGAAAGAAACCAAAAGCUGAGACUGGUGGGAAGGUGGCAGCUUGGCCUCCAGCCACACCCUGCUCGCCUUGGCAGGAGCUCCUGAGGCCUCGUGACUCUGUUGUUCAAGGGCUGACUCAUAGCUCUGCGCCUGGAGCUGUUCCAAGUCCGAAGAGGAGACUCACCGUCUGCGUGGUCCACUUGGCCCCAGAGGCGGGAGUCAGGUCCGAGCCUGAAACCCGAACCCUGACCUGGAAUUUGACAGGGAUAGCCGCGCAGAACUUGGACCAGCGCCUGAGUCACCGCCCCGACCCGUUCCUGGUCCCAGGCUCCGUCCUUUGCAGAUGGCCCGGGGACCUGGCGACAGGCGGGGUUGGCGAGGGCAGCGCGGGGGGUGGGGGAGCGGUCCCUGCCCGCCCUCCUCCAGGGUCACCUGCUUGUGGCCCGAGUCCCCUCCCCGAGCUGGCUGAUCCCUGCUAGGGAGCGGGGUCCCCAGGAGAAGGGGUGAAGUCAGAGCUGGGCAGGGCUGGGUCCUCUGUCACGGGUUAAGAGGCCGUACAAGGUCACCAAGGGCGUCGGCGCGGGGGAGGAGCGAAGGCCCGGAUGUCUCGUCCCUGUCCACGCGCGGCCUCCGCCAGCACGGUGACCCUUCGCCUGGAAGACGCCAGCGCAGUUCCGGCCUUGGGCAGGAACUUCGGGAGGCACAAACUAGCUGCACUUUUUGUGUUCUUAAAUUGUGGCCAGUUGCAACCUAAUAGUGAUUUUGGGGGGGGUGGUACCAGGUUAUUCCUAAGUAAAUAAACGUUACCACUGAGCUACAUCUCCA
Molecule: messenger RNA, 1113 nt
Organism: Heterocephalus glaber (naked mole-rat)
Lineage: Eukaryota; Metazoa; Chordata; Mammalia; Rodentia; Bathyergidae
Source: RefSeq, a predicted model, not a curated record